This is a messenger RNA of Parnassius mnemosyne (clouded apollo), 1014 nucleotides long. The record is from the annotation of a GenBank genome assembly. NCBI's taxonomy places the organism in Eukaryota, Metazoa, Arthropoda, Insecta, Lepidoptera, Papilionidae.
AUGACUACACCCAAUAAGAUCUUUCCUUUCGAAAUUCGAGAUAUCGCACCUGAACAAGUUGAAAAAUGGAAGAAAUCUUUCCAAGCAACUAUGAAUCCAUGCACAUCGUGUUAUGGACCCAAAGGUUACCGCCUUCCUAGAGAAUUUGAGAAAAUUGGUAAAGAAAUAUACAACAUGGAAAUUAGACCGAGUGAUGUUUUCGUUGUAACUUUUCCUAGGUCGGGUACCACAUGGAUGCAGGAACUGGUUUGGCUAAUUUUAAAGAACUUUGAUUAUGAAAAGGCUUUGGAAACCCCGCUCACCGUAAGAUAUGCUUUUUUAGAACCUGAUAUGUUUUUGAAUCAUAAUGAAAUGCCAGGUAUGCUACACGACGAAAAAUUUAAAAAAACAGUAGAAGAAAACAUGCCGCCAGUGCAAAAAGUUCUGAGUAUGGCUUCCCCGAGAUUUAUCAAAUCACAUCUGCCAUUAUCUCUUCUACCACCCAAGCUGUUGGACACUUGUAAGGUUUUUUACGUAGCUCGUGACCCCCGUGAUGUAGUCGUGUCAUUUUACCAUCAUAGCAAAUUAAUGAAGAUGCUCCUAGACGAAGUGGACUUCGUGACUUAUUGGGAACUUUUUAUCAAUGAUUUAAUUCCCUGGGGACCACAGUUUGAACACGUUAAAGAAGCUUGGCGAAUGAGGAACCAUCCUAAUAUGCUAUUUUUGUUUUACGAAGACCUUUCUAAGGAUCUGCCAGCUUGUGUACGUCGCGUUGCUAAAUUCCUUGGCAAAGAGAUAACUAAAGAACAGAUUGAAAAACUAUGCGAGCACCUUAAAAUUGAUAAUUUCAAAAAAAACAAAUCCGUCAAUUACGAUAACUUAAAGGGUAUUGGAUUAUUGAAUGAAAAGGAGAGUUUUAUUAGAAAGGGUAAAGUUGGCGGUUGGCGAGACUAUUUUGAUGAAAAGAUGACUGAACAGGCACAACGCUGGAUAGAGGAGAACUUGCGUGAUACCGACUUGCGUUUUCCUCACUAA